Messenger RNA from Vanderwaltozyma polyspora DSM 70294, 678 nucleotides. RefSeq names its product Pop3p (gene POP3). The transcript has a single exon. Gene Ontology annotation, cellular component: cytosol; nucleolar ribonuclease P complex; ribonuclease MRP complex. Lineage: Eukaryota; Fungi; Ascomycota; Saccharomycetes; Saccharomycetales; Saccharomycetaceae. Gene Ontology annotation, biological process: nuclear-transcribed mRNA catabolic process, RNase MRP-dependent; intronic box C/D snoRNA processing; rRNA processing. The record is from RefSeq and is a predicted model, not a curated record. Gene Ontology annotation, molecular function: ribonuclease MRP activity. The coding region runs from base 1 to 678 and encodes 225 amino acids.
AUGUCAAAGUCUAAUUCUAGUGGUAAAGUUAGUGGGAAUUCUUUAAAAGCUUUAGACAAGAAAAUUGCCAAGAGAAGACAAGUUUACAGACCUAUUCUAGACAAUCCUUAUACUAAUGAAGGGAAACUAUGGCCUAUCGUAGAGGAUCAACAUAUUGUAUGGGAAUUAUUGCAAUCUACUAUUCUUUCUAAAUGUAAAAAUUUAACAAUUGAUGAUGAAUGGCCAUGGGAUAUAUCCUAUUCAUUUAAUGAUAUAGUUUCAAUCUUAAGUGGAACCGAUGAAAGUAAUAGCCCUGUUCUAUUAUUUGUUUGUAAUAAAGAUGCUGGAGUUCCCUCUGUCCUAUUACAGCAAGUACCCUUAUUAUGCUAUACUUCAAAGGUCAAAGUUACACUAGUCCAAUUACCAAGAAAUUCUUUACAGGUUAUAUUGGAUUCCUUGCCAAUCGAUAAUUUCGAUGGCAUGUUAUUACUUAAAUGUAACUCAAAAAUUAAUUCAAAUUUCACAGAUUUGAUUCUUUCAAAAGUAGCGCCUUUGAACUUCCCAUGGUUAGACAAUUUGAAAUAUGAACCUUCAAAUAUAAAAUAUUUAAAUACUUCGAUGCCUAUCGUUUCAAAAAAUGAUAACAAGAACAAGAACAAGAAGAAGAAAGACGAAAAGACGUCAAACAAAAGUAAUUGA